CAGCUGUGCCUCCGCAGUGAGUGACGGGGCUGCGAGCCGGCGCAGUGCGGAGGUCACUGGCUGACUAGUGCCGCACGGUCGUCGCUUUCCUUAGCGUUGGUCCGGGAGAAGGAAAGAUGGUGCUGGAUCUGGAUUUGUUUCGGGUGGAUAAAGGAGGAGACCCAGCUCUUAUCCGAGAGACGCAGGAAAAGCGCUUCAAGGACCCGAGACUAGUGGACCAGCUGGUGAAGGCGGACAGCGAGUGGCGACGAUGCAGAUUUCGGGCAGACAACUUGAACAAGCUGAAGAACCUAUGCAGCAAGACAAUUGGAGAAAAGAUGAAGCAAAAGGAACCAGUGGAAGAUGAUGAGUCCAUUCCCGAGAACGUGCUGAACCUCGAUGACCUCACAGCAGAGACUUUAACUAGCCUGAAAGUCUCUCAAAUCAAAAAAGUCCGACUCCUUAUCGAUGAAGCCAUCCUGAAGUGUGAUGCCGAGCGGAUCAAGCUGGAAUCAGAGCGGUUUGAGAACCUCCGUGAGAUCGGGAACCUUCUGCAUCCCUCUGUGCCCAUCAGUAAUGAUGAGGAUGCAGACAACAAAGUAGAGAGGAUGUGGGGUGAUUGUACUGUUAGGAAGAAGUACUCUCAUGUGGACCUGGUGGUGAUGGUCGAUGGCUUUGAAGGUGAAAAGGGAGCCGUGGUUGCUGGGAGUCGAGGGUAUUUCCUGAAGGGGCCCCUGGUGUUCCUGGAACAGGCACUCAUCCAGUAUGCCCUUCGCACCUUGGCAAGUCGGGGCUACAUUCCCAUAUAUACUCCUUUUUUCAUGAGGAAGGAGGUCAUGCAAGAAGUAGCACAGCUCAGCCAGUUUGAUGAAGAACUUUAUAAGGUGAUUGGCAAAGGCAGUGAGAAGUCUGAUGACAACUCCUAUGAUGAGAAAUACCUGAUUGCCACCUCAGAACAGCCCAUUGCUGCUCUCCACCGGGACGAGUGGCUGCGUCCGGAGGAUCUGCCCAUCAAGUAUGCCGGCGUGUCCACCUGCUUUCGCCAGGAGGUGGGCUCCCAUGGCCGUGACACCCGUGGCAUCUUUCGAGUCCAUCAGUUUGAGAAGAUCGAACAGUUUGUCUACUCAUCACCACAUGACAACAAGUCAUGGGAGAUGUUUGACGAGAUGAUUGGCACCGCAGAGGAGUUCUACCAGUCUUUGGGAAUUCCUUACCACAUUGUGAAUAUUGUCUCAGGUUCUUUGAAUCAUGCUGCCAGUAAGAAGCUCGACCUGGAGGCCUGGUUUCCGGGCUCUGGAGCCUUCCGAGAGUUGGUCUCCUGUUCUAACUGCACGGACUAUCAGGCUCGCCGGCUGCGAAUCCGAUACGGGCAGACCAGGAAGAUGAUGGACAAGGUGGAGUUUGUUCAUAUGCUCAAUGCUACAAUGUGCGCCACUACUCGCACCAUCUGCGCCAUCCUGGAGAACUACCAGACAGAGAAGGGCAUCACUGUGCCUGAGAAAUUGAAGGAGUUCAUGCCGCCAGGUCUCCAAGAACUGAUCCCCUUUGUGAAGCCUGCGCCCAUUGACCAGGAGCCAUCAAAGAAGCAGAAGAAGCAGCAUGAGGGCAGCAAAAAUAAAAUGGCAGCAGGAGAGGUCGCCCUGGAAAACCAGCUGCAGAACAUGGCGGUCACGGAUGCCUGAACAUUCCUUCCGCCCAGCUCUCCAGGCCUCAUUCUGUCUGCUGGGAUCUCAGAGCCUGCCCAAGGGCAGGGAAGCCAAGUACCUGCUCAUCACCCUGCCCUACCUGACUGCAUAGCCAAAGGGAACAGCCCACUAAGUUCAGCAUAGAUGUCCCCAUCUCUUUGCUUGAGCAUACGAUUUAAUCACUGAGGACCGAUGAAACCAUGUAAUAAAGCAUCUCUGGAGAAGG
Messenger RNA from Loxodonta africana (African savanna elephant), 1890 nucleotides. RefSeq names its product seryl-tRNA synthetase 1 (gene SARS1). Gene Ontology annotation, molecular function: serine-tRNA ligase activity; tRNA binding; ATP binding. NCBI's taxonomy places the organism in Eukaryota, Metazoa, Chordata, Mammalia, Proboscidea, Elephantidae. The transcript has 11 exons. Gene Ontology annotation, cellular component: cytosol. Gene Ontology annotation, biological process: seryl-tRNA aminoacylation. The coding region runs from base 117 to 1661 and encodes 514 amino acids. The record is from RefSeq and is a predicted model, not a curated record.